Molecule: messenger RNA, 962 nt
Organism: Lingula anatina
Lineage: Eukaryota; Metazoa; Brachiopoda; Lingulata; Lingulida; Lingulidae
Source: RefSeq, a predicted model, not a curated record
CACGCCAGCGUUAGAAUAACGACCAUGUCACCGUGUAGUGGCUGUCGUCCAGUUUUCCAAUACUGUGAGCCGGGUGUUUUACGAUGUGUGGACUGCAGUUUACCUUGUGGUGCCACUGACAACCAGCUGUUGCAGUUUGACUGUAUGCAACACUGUAAAGCGUACAAUGCCCUGCGACUAAGCACACGAGCGCCAGAGACCAGGUCUAGCAAAUAUUCAGCUCGACCUUCCGACCUCGACCUCCCUGCCUCGACCACACCCACCCUUCCUCGAGAGACAGAUCGCCCUCUACCGGUCAUCCGUGGAGUUACAUUCACCGUGGUGGGCGUGGUCGCCUUGGCUGUGGUUUUUGCUCUCGUCAGCGUAGCCAUCGCGGUUCUGAUUUGUAGACUGCGCAAAAGAUAUCGAAAGAGGAGUAUACAACGAGAGACUGAAGCUUGUGAACUAGCCGUGUUCGUGCCUGAACCUGCUAUAGAGCCAGCUAUGGACCCGCUGUGUAUUGUAGAUAAAAGCUUCGAUGCCGGGAUCCCGCUCGGCACCACAGAACAGGGACCGUCUCAACCUUCCAGCUACGGUGGCGCCACCAGUCGGAACCAGGAUGACUUGGCCACCACAGCUCUCCUCAUCUGUCGGGAUCUUAAUGCCCAUGGGGAUUCUGGGAAGUGUGUCGUUCCCCCAGAGGAGGACACGAGGCUCAAAAGUUUUGGUUGAGUGGAGACAGUGGAGACUUUGCUGCCGUCUUGUUUCAUUAAAACUUGUCAUAGACUACCGAGCUUUUGAAGCAUAAAUGUUUGUUACAAGCAAAGCUUACAAACUCAAAUCGCAAAGGCUUCGCAUUGCAAUCUCGGUUUUUAAAUCAAUGUGCAAGUGAAGAAACUUGAGUAAAUACAGUUUCAAAUGAGCUCGUUAGAGCCAAAAAAGAAUAAAUGUAGUGUGCAUGAGAGAGAAUGUGAACAAUAAUG